Molecule: messenger RNA, 2055 nt
Organism: Budorcas taxicolor (takin)
Lineage: Eukaryota; Metazoa; Chordata; Mammalia; Artiodactyla; Bovidae
Gene: CEP76
Product: centrosomal protein 76
Exons: 12
Coding region: 19-2004 (661 amino acids)
Source: RefSeq, a predicted model, not a curated record
CCCGUGGGGGAGGCCAGCAUGUCGCUGCCGCCGGAAAAGGCGUCCGAGCUGAAGCAGCUCAUCCACCAGCAGCUGAGCAAGAUGGAUGUCCAUGGCAGGAUAAGAGAAAUCCUUGCUGAGACGAUUCGGGAAGAAUUGGCACCUGAUCAACAACAGCUAUCAACCGAAGAUUUGAUCAAAGCCCUUAAACGCCGGGGAAUCAUUGAUGAUGUGAUGAAAGAACUUAAUUUUGUUACUGAUAAUGUUGAUCAAGAACUCCCUUCCUCUCCAAAACAACCUGUUUGUUUUACUGACAGACAAUCAACGUUAUUAAAAAAAACUAAUAUUGAUCCAACACGGAGGUAUCUUUACCUUCAGGUUUUGGGUGGAAAAGCUUUCUUGGAACAUCUGCAAGAACCUGAGCCUUUACCCGGACAAGCUUGUUCGACCUUUACUUUAUGUUUACAUUUUCGAAACCAACGUUUUCGUUCUAAACCUGUUCCAUGUGCCUGUGAACCAGAUUUUCAUGAUGGCUUUUUACUUGAAGUACACAGAGAAAAUUUAGGUGAUGGAACUAGAAUGGCUGACUCUACCACAAUGUUAUCAAUAAGUGACCCAAUUCAUAUGGUGCUAAUCAAGACAGACAUAUUUGCUGAGACCACUUUAGUUGCAUCCUAUUUUCUUGAAUGGCGAUCAGUGUUGGGUUCAGAAAAUGGAGUGACCAGUCUUACUGUGGAACUUAUGGGUGUAGGCACAGAAUCAAAAGUUUCUGUGGGAAUUUUAAAUAUAAAACUUGAGAUGUACCCACCGCUCCAUCAAACAUUAUCUCAAGAAGUAGUGAACACACAGCUUGCUUUGGAACGUCAGAAAACUGCAGAGAAAGAGCGGUUAUUUCUUGUGUAUGCUAAGCAGUGGUGGAGAGAAUAUUUGCAGAUUCGACCCUCACACAAUUCACGACUGGUGAAGAUUUUUGCACAGGAUGAAAAUGGGAUUAACCGACCAGUCUGUUCUUAUGUCAAACCACUUCGAGCUGGAAGGCUUUUGGACACUCCAAGGCAAGCAGCAAGAUUUGUCAAUGUCCUUGGUUAUGAACGAGCCCCUGUUAUCGGAGGAGGAGGUAAACAGGAGCAGUGGUGCACUCUGCUGGCCUUUCUCUGUAGAAACAAGGGAGACUGUGAAGAUCAUGCCAACCUUCUGUGCAGCCUCCUGCUCGGGUACGGGCUGGAAGCUUUUGUCUGUGUCGGGACCAAGGCCAAGGGAGUGCCCCACGCAUGGGUCAUGACGUGUGGCACUGAUGGGACUGUCACUUUUUGGGACAGUUUAACAGGACACAGGUACCUCCACAAACCUAUCAACCCUGAUGAGCCUCCAGCUGCUGAACAGCCCAAACCAUUGUACCCGUAUCGAACAAUUGGUUGUGUUUUCAAUCAUCAGACGUUCCUGGGAAACUGUCAGCCCUCUGACUCAGUGGAAAGCUGUGUGUUUGAUCUGAAUGAUGAGUCCAAGUGGAAACCCAUGAGUGAGGAAGCAGUUAAAUCCGUGUGUGCUCCAGGGGCCACCACAUCCCUUCCUCCCUUCCCUCCGCUGUGUGCGUCCACAAUCGACGCUUCUGUGACAAGCAAUGAGAUAGAAAUGCAGCUCAGGCUGCUCGUGUCGGAACACAGGAAGGACCUUGGCCUCACUACUGUCUGGGAAGACCAGCUUUCUUAUCUCUUGUCACCAGCUCUGGCGUCUUAUGAAUUUGAGCGUACGACAAGCAUAUCUGCGGGCAAUGAAGAGUUUCAGGAUGCUAUCAGAAGGGCUGUGCCUGAUGGCCACACAUUUAAAGGGUUCCCAAUACACUUUGUAUAUAGAAAUGCGAGGCGGGCGUUUGCCACGUGUCUUCGGUCUCCUUUCUGUGAAGAAAUCAUCUGUUGCCGUGGAGACCAGGUGCGCCUGGCAGUUCGUGUGCGCGUGUUUACUUACCCUGAAUCUGCUUGUGCUGUUUGGAUCAUGUUUGCUUGUAAAUAUCGCUCAGUACUAUAGGACUAAGUUUCUAUAAGACUAUACCUAUGUUUUAUUAGAAUUUUACACAUU